CUUUAUUUUAGUCUUAUAACUUCCUGCCUGGAAAAUUUAUAAAAGACUUCCUCUGAUGUUCGGUUUACCAGUUCAAUACAGAAAUUUUACAGCUUGUGAGAGCUAUGUGUUGUAGUUUUAAUCACACAAGAGAAUAUAUCAACAGACUUUUUAUACGAAACGACAAUGUCCACGGAAUUCGUAAUAGAGCAAAGACAACGCGGUGUCGUUGAGGAUAAUUUGAACCGCAUUAACGAACUGUUCGAUGUUCACAUUUCGAUCGCUAAUGGUACGGCCGAAAAAGUAUGGAUUACUCUCAGAGGAGGACAACUAGAGAAAGCGAAGGUAUGAGGGUUUGUUUUGUACCAAAUUCCUUUAAAGUUGGCCAUAAAUGACGAUAUAUUUUGGGUUCAUGAUCGGCAUAUAUAAUGCCGACAUUCUAUAACAUUCAAAGCAAAGCAGUCCUAUGACAUAUUUAUGAUUAUUUCUGUGUAUUAUUUAAAGCCUUCAUCUCGUGAAGGUUUUAAGAUGUCUUAGGACUGUUUUGCUUGGAAUAUAAACCGUUAAAUUGCGACAGAAAGCGCGCUUUGCAGAGGCUAUAGACGUAAAUUCUACGGGUUUGAACAAAACCCGCAACCAAUAUAUAAUUUAUAUAUUUAUAUGUGAACACAACACGACCGAACCUGUUUUCCACAUAGAAUACUGUAUGAGGGCUAUUCAUUUCGAAAAAGAAUCGAUGUAGAGGCAUUAUACGAGAAAUUGAACUUUGUGGGGGCCGAAGUUGCGAAAGCUCUAAAAUUUGAAUUGAUGCCAAAUUUAAAUUUUAAACCGUUUGCAAUGUGUGUUUAGUAAGUAGGCGUUUAAAAUAUCAAAUUGCAAGAUACGUGAAUUUUUAUUAGAAAGCUAAUCACGUUUAUACUUAAUUCCUGUUGAAAUUUCGUCAACUUGAAUUAAAACCGACUCGAAAUAAAUUCACAAAGUUGGUUGAUGCCCAUGCAGCUAAAAUGAUUAAUUAAUUGCUUUGAGAGGUCUUUGAUGCUUGCAGAGGAAGUUCAUACCGCACAUACCUUUGGCCCUCAAAUUUAGAAGCAAUUGUUCUAGAACCCAAAUAUACUUUAAUCAUAAUUAAUUUCAUAAUCAUUUUCUUGACAUGUAUGUUGUGUUUAUUCGCAGAGCUACAUACAAGCACUGACAAAUGCACAGGAACAAAAUUCGGUGACUGUUCCCACUUCCUUGAUCAAAAUCUUUGGACCUCGUACUAACGAGCAUUUUAAGCUUGAGUCGGAAUAUGGGGUCGUUAUCCGUUUCCCGCAGGACACGAAAGCGGUCAUCCGGGGCAGCACGAUGAAUGUUAUUCUGGCGUCGACAAAACUAGAAGAUCUUAUAUCGAAAUAUUCUAGCAGUAGCACCCAAACGAAACCGCCUCAACUGCCAAAAACAUCUCAACUGCCAAAAACAUCUCAACUGCCGAAAGCGUCUCAACCGAAGGCCAACCGAGCGCUUGACGAUUUUGCUUUGAAACUUGGAUAUGAGCAAGAGCAAAUAAAUAGGGUUUUUGAGAAGCUUGGACCAACCGUUGACAAGAACACCUUUCUGAACGAACUUAUAAAUGUUUCGGGGGCAGGUUCCAGGACAGACGAAAGACGGGUGCCUGCAUCACCGCGGGGCGUUGCUGCCUUGAGUAGACCAGAACAAUUUGCCAGACACCCGAGUGAAAUGGUUGUUGCCAAUGGAAUUCUGUCAUCUGCUAGUAUGAAUUCUCAAAUGUAUGGUGCAGAGAAUGGCGUAGUCGCUAGAGGUAUUAUCCCUCGACCGGCUGUCAAAAUUCCACCCCCAAAUAAUCCACAGGGCUACCCUAACCAAGAUUAUAUGCAAGUGAGCAAUGGAAUUAACCCGUACAUUAUACCUAGAACAACUGGACCAUCUACCCAAAGAAGCAAUACAAACGGAUCGGGUGUUAUUGCUCAUGGAUUUACGCCCCGAAAUGUGGCGCCAUCUGCACAGGGUAGCAGUUUGAGCCAGUCCGACAUUAUCGCUCGCGGUCUUAUCCCCAGGACUACGUCUCAAACAACCCAAGGUAGUAAUUCUACCUACACAAGUUCAGAAUGGUCAAACAGCUCGUAUUUGACUCAAGGAAGCGAAUAUGCAUUGAAUUCCGACCCUCAGCAAGUCGAUCAAAUGGUCGACCGGAUGACGUCGAAGUAUCAGCAAUUUCCGCAGUCAGACUUGCGACACAUUGUGAUUGAUGGCAGUAACGUUGCUAUGAGGUAAGCUAAGCGAAAGUCAUGUCUGACUCACGUUUGAGGUAUUUUAAUGAAUGUCAUGUUUCAAAUGUGGGGUCAAGCAUACUUAAUAUUCUACAAUUAAUAAGAAACUUGUUUAAUUCGCUUGGGAAAAAAACUUCCUUUUUCUAAUAUCUGAAGAGGAAGUUGCUAGGUGUGCUAUAUCAAAAGAACCUUUCAUUUUAUGCUACAGGCAGUUUAAAUAUCUUGCAUUAGACAGACUAGUGUAACAACAUAGCUACAAUACAACAUAUUGUAGCUUAGGCCACAUGGGCGGAUAGUCUGAUUAAUAAGCCUUUAAUUCAAAACACUUUCCCUUCAUAAGCUUUGGUUUGUGAAAAUGCCAUGUAUACUUAUUAUUGCAAAGCUUUCGGUUCGUAAGCCCUGAUCUUCAUCAGUGGUAAUAUAUACAUGGUGUUUUCACGAACUGAAAGUUAUAUUAUGCUAUCGCCAUGCAAAACCACAAAUAACUUUCUCUUGAAUCAGCAUUUGGGCGCAUUGCGGCUUAAUGGGUUAACUAUGAAAUCUGCAGGUAAUCUGGUUAUUAAUUUAAACCACCAAACAUUUUUCCUCGGCAAAUACAAUUUCUGGGAUUAGACCAAGUUAAAUAUAGCAAAGCGCAUGGAUUUGGUCAUGUUUCAUCUUAAUGAGUUAUAUGCUGUGCAGGAAAGGAAAUAGGAGAUAUUAUGUCUGUCAAAGAGAGCUUUCAUUUAAAACCCAUUACUAGUAAUCUGGUAUUAGACGGAGCAAUAACGAAAUCGAGGCAUUGGGGCACAUUGCAGCUUAAUAAGUUGUAUAUCUGAUAAGGAAGUAGGAAUCGUAUAUAUUUCAAAGAGAGCUUUCAUUGAAAGCCUACUGUGAGUUUAACUAAUCAAAUUUGGAACAAGGAAAUGUUUUGACCACAGGUCAUUGUUCAAAUGAGACGUCCAUAUAUUGAUUGUUAGUGAUCUUUAAAAAAAUGUUGCAUAAACUUCCAAAAGCAAACACAAUUACAAAAUAGAAUGCUUUGCAUAUGCACAAUUCGAUUUGUCUAAAAUUAGACAUCAAUUUUUAAAAAAAUUUUGUUUACUUCCAAAGGUAAGCAUAAUAAAAUGUUCAAGGUACUGUAGAUACCCUUAUUUGGAAAGAGUCCUCUGUAAUCAUACAGAUUAAUUGUCUAAUUUUCAAAGAAGAGCUGAUAAGAAUUUGUAGGUUUAUUUUAGUAUCAAUCAUCUGAAAUAGACCCUGGCAUACAGUUAUUUUUGUAAGUGCAUGCAAAGAAAAAAUCUUUGUGAACGGGUAUAUUUGCAUUGACGAAUAUAAAAUAAAUAUGUGAAGAAUUACAAUUUGUGACAAGUGUCACACAUUUAAAUACUUUAAUUCUGUAGUUAGACAAUCAUGCAUGGCAAUCUUUUUUUUUUAGUUUUGUGAAAGACAUUAAACAGCACUCCAGCGUAUACUUUUGCCUAAUUUAAUCAAUGAGUACCUUGAAAAUUCGGACAUCUUCGAAACUCUCAUUUGUGGAGCAGCCUUAUAGUCAAGUCUGACAUGUUUAGUAUUUGCAAUACCAUUAGAGAACCGAGUUUUGUGGUCAAAUAUGGCAGUAAUGCUGCAAGAUGUGAGCUGUCACGCAUUCUUACAAAAUACUUUCUGUUUGAUACCAACCCUUAAAAAAAAAACUUCGGUCCGAUUUCCUGCUGUUGUCGAAAACUACACCAAUAUGGCAAUAAAGUCGGUUCUUACGCAGUUCAAAUAAAAAAAAAAUGACAGUGCUGUUAAUACCAUAAUUUAUAUCAUAUUUUUCUUUGCAAGCCAGCUCACUGGCCGUGAUUCGAAAUAUCGUGUUGUUGUUCUAAUUGUUCAUGUACCAAUAUAGCUUUCCAGUUGUAGAAUUUGGGAGAAAGCAACUAGGGUUUUAGAUUAUUUCAUAUAUUGAUGACACCAGGGGUUUUGAUCUUCGCACAAAGACCAAACACAUGACAGGAUGUUCUAUCUAUUUCAACACGGAAAUUUUGAAGCGCGGUUACACAAGGUCAACUGUUUAAUAAUGCAGGAAGUUCAUACCUAUGUAAACAUUGGCACAUGGUCAAUAAAAAGCCUCUUCUUUUACUUGAAAAGCGUGCGUUAAUUCAUGCUUGAAUAGUUCCUUGUUAUAGCGGAUAGAAUAUUGCAAUGUAGCCAGUUUUGUUUGGUUUUCUGAUUGAUUUAAAGGAUAUACCUUUGUGAAAUUUUUUUUCUAAUUUACUCGAGGUCAAUGAUUUGGGGUGACCUUUCAGACCAUAGGAACAAUAUAUUUCAGCUUUUCGCAACAAAAACAUUGGUAUUCCAAACCCAGCUGUUAUUUUGAAUAACCAUAGUUUAGUUGAAGCGUUCCAUAUUUCACGUGUGGUGUGACUUUCGUUUCCUCCAAACUAUAUAUUUCCUUGUAAAUUAUCAUCUGUAUGAGUCACUUUCCGCUUGCGGUGUGUGCGCAAUAUGGUAUUUUGGGAAGCAUUAGCUUUUUGGGAAGUCUUCGGCUGAACCAAGAGAGAAAAAUGGGAAAUAUUUUGAGCAGCUGAUGCAAUAUCACCUGUUGCGUUUUAGGUUUAGUUCCCCUAAAUUUUGUUAAUACACCUUCAUUACGCCCUAAUACACCCUACUUUAUUAUUUUACUCUGUCUAAUACCAGACGAUUUUACUCUUCAAGGCGAGAGCGCUGACACGCAAUGGGUUAAUCAGACUAUCUGCCCUUACAUAAUCCAUGUUAGGUGAAAAGGACAGCAAGUUCAUUAUAAUAAUAAUAAUAUAAUAUAUAUGGCACUCUUGAGCCCUAAUUCCCAGAGAGAAAUAAACAUUUUCCAGUUCUGUAUUUCAGUAGAAUGUUGAUUGAUUAUGUUUUCUCAUACAAAUUUUCCUCUUUCCAGCCAUGGUAACAACAAAAUCUUCUCAUGCCGAGGAAUCGCGUUGUGCGUGGAAUGGUUUCGGCGGAGAGGUCACAAGCAAAUCACCGUUUUCGUACCAUCAUGGAGAAAAGAGUCUUCCAAGAUAGACAACCCGAUCACCGACCAGCACUUUUUGUAUCAGCUCGAGGAGCAGGGAUACCUGACGUUUACGCCUUCAAGAAAAGUCAAGGGCAGACGCAUUGUCUGUUACGAUGAUCGAUUUGUGAUCAAACUUGCCGAGAGCACUGAUGGUGUUAUAGUCUCGAAUGACAAUUUCAAGGAUCUUGCUUCGGAAAAUCACAGAUGGCGAGAGGUUAUUGAACAGAGGUUAUUGAUGUACUCCUUUGUGAAUGACAUGUUCAUGCCGCCGGAUGACCCGUUGGGCCGUCAUGGACCGAACCUUGACGAGUUCCUCCAUAAGGGUACCCAGACACACCGAAGGGUGUGCCCCUAUGGCCGAAGAUGCACCUACGGUACUCGAUGCAAAUACCAUCACCCAGAAAGAGAAGACCACCGGUUACCCAUAUACCAAAGCCUCAAGGUGUUAUUCCCCAAUCAAGAAGCUCUCAUUCUGAAUAUCAUGAAAAAGUACCCACAAGAAAAAGACGCUGAUAAGCUGGCAAGCCUCGUACUAAGUAUGAUGCGCUGAAGCGAAGGUGAAUUUACAAAAAGCGACUCUUUUAUCGAAGUAGAUCAUUUCUUUGUCGGGUUUUGUUCAAUUAAACUCUCACACCAUGCGAUCGGGCCUUGGGUCACUUCUUCACUUGUUGUGUGGUUAAUGGCUAAAAGAGUUCGACUGACUCCGAGAGGGAGGCUUUCAAUAUAGUUCAAAAUUUAAACUCAGAGUUCGCUUUAGUUUUGGGUUAAUGUACCGACAUUUAACAGCAUCAAAAUUUCUAUUACCACAGUAGGAAUUUUGCAUCGGGUAACUUCUAAGUUUUGAAGGAGAAAUGUUUGAGGGAACUUUUGGUUUUUUGCUCUACUCAGUUUGCUCAAACUUUUCUUACAAAUCCUUCAAAACUUACAAUUUACCAAUUCAGAAUUCCUACUGUGAGCACAUAAACUUUGGCAGUGUAAACCAGGCUUUAGGAUUGGGGUGGGUUUAGGGUAAGGUUUAGCCGUUUAAGUUUGUUAUAGGUGUCCUGCUUUGAUUCUUUUGCGAUCUUAAAAAUAGCCGCCAUCUUGAAAAAUAGCCGCCAUUUUGAAAGUCUUGUUGUCGUCGUCAUGUUAUGUUUGCGUGGUGUUCCGCCCAAAAAUAGCGGAAAGGUGCGAUCGCAUAGUGUGAGAAACUGUUUAUGCGCAGACACAACCGACAGUCGCAAAACCCACAAAGGAAAUAGUCGAUCCGUAAAAGGAAACGCUCAGUCUACAACCUUCAGUUAAACAGUUCACUUGUAAUUUUAACAAUUAUUGACAAUUUUUGUAAUAUGUAAAUAAUUUGUAAUUGUAUAAGGUAGUUUUUCAACCUCAAAAUUGUAAAUAUUAGUCGUCUGUUGGGAUUUUAUAACUAGGAUGGGUUGGGUAAAAGAACAUAAAUUUACGGUGUUUUUUCGUAUGAAAUUCAGUAGUCUCUAUGAGAAUUUAAUAAUUUGAUGUAAUUAUGUAUAUAGCACUCAAAUAACAACAAAUUCAGUUGUGAAGGCCGAAGGCUAUCUAAGUUUCAAGCUCCUAUUUUCUCACUUUUUAAUUCUUAACGUUAAUUUUGUCACAUUUAAAGUUGUAAUUUCACUUGAAAACUUCAGUGUUUUUCAUUAGGCAAAAAUGCACUUAGUAAUAGAUCAGGCCUUCACGACUGGAAAUUGUAAAUGUGAAUAAUUUUUAACAAUAACUGCACUAUGUGCCGUUAAAUAUACCAUGAAUGUUAUUUUUGUGUUGUCUUAUUUGACG
This is a messenger RNA of Paramuricea clavata, 7047 nucleotides long. Lineage: Eukaryota; Metazoa; Cnidaria; Anthozoa; Malacalcyonacea; Plexauridae. The record is from the annotation of a GenBank genome assembly.